Molecule: messenger RNA, 570 nt
Organism: Arctia plantaginis
Lineage: Eukaryota; Metazoa; Arthropoda; Insecta; Lepidoptera; Erebidae
Source: the annotation of a GenBank genome assembly
AUGUGUUGGUCUGAGAAGUGUUGUUAUUUUAUACCGCUAAAUUGGGCUUGCUUAAUACUGGGUGUUAUCAAUUUUAUUAUAUCAACAAGCCUAAUGGUAUAUUCGCUUACAUACUACUUCAAGGAAAAAGAAAUGCUUUUGCUUCAUAAGCAGACUCAUUUAGUUGCGACGCUUCUGGGCAUGGAUCUGAAGAUAGGAACAGUGAACAUUAUCCUGAGCAUCAUAACCCUGGUAUCAUUCAUCUGGAUGAUCUUCUCUAUACUGCUGGUUGUAGGGAUCUUAAAGCACCAGCCCAGCCUUCUACUCUCCAACUUCUCAUUCGGCAUCAUUUUGACAAUCCUCGGUCAAAUUAGCGGAUUGCUUCUGCUUCUGAAAAAAUGUUGGUUCUUAGCAUCUGUUGUCUUCAUACCCUCGUUAAUCAACAUACAUUACUUGGUUGUGAUACACACUGCUUACGAACUAAUGCAAAAAGGUAGUGGCUUCAGAUUCCAUCGACACCGUGACCAGGAUGAAGAUCCAUUAAACGACCGCUUAGAAGAGACUCUGGGCGACAGUUUGACCAUAAACUAA